GAAAAAAGGGAAAUAAAUUUGUUUGCUUGCAUCCAAAUUGCACCCUCUACAGGGCUCAUCAACGCUCACACACAACAUGCCAAAAAGUGGUGAUUGUAGCUUCGGUGGAUCUUAGCUCAGAAUAGUUCAGUGGACAGAGGAGGUGAUGAUCACGGGAAUUGGUCUGUGAGAAAAGCAGAAUAUAGUAUUAUGCUCAGAGUAGUAUAAGUAUUCUUAGUUGUAGAGUUAUUAGAUCACACUUCUGUUCUCAGAAAGCCUCCUCUCUGCUCUGCAAUGGCUGCACAAAAGCUAUUCCUUGGCCUUGUUUUCUUUGCCCUAAUGUCUUGUUCUUGGUGUCUUGGACCAGAGAAGAACAUUGUAUUCUACAUGCACGACAUUGUGAGUAAACCCAACUCAACAGCUACAGUAGUUGCAGGAGUAAAUGGAACAUCCUCAAAUCUGUUGGGCUUUGGAACAGUGCUGGUUAUAGAUGAUCUUCUGACUGAGAAGCCUGAUCGCUCUUCCACUGUUGUGGGUAGGGCAAAAGGAUUGUAUUCUAACUCAGAUGUGAAGGGAGCUACCAUUUUUUUUGGGUUGUCUGUUGUGUUUGAGAACAAGGAAUAUAAUGGGAGCACACUUCAAAUCCAGGGCACAGAUCCCUUCAUGCAGAGCUCUGAAAAAGAGGUGUCUGUGGUGGGAGGAACAGGAAAGUUGAGGUAUGCUCGUGGUUAUGCUAUCAUUACUCUGCAAAGCUCCAGUGGAUUGGAUGGUAAUAUCAAAUUUAACACUACCUUUUGCAUUGGCUGAAUUUUGUCAUCAAUAUCCAUUUAGUAUGAUGUGCCUCUCUCUUGCUUGAGAUAUUAAAGCAAUGUAAUUCAGCUUUGUUCCUAGCAAAUGAAGUGAAUUUGUUUUGUUAAAUGGGCAAUGCCCAUCAAUGUGUAUUUAUUAUUUCAGUUUUUUAAAAAUAGAUCUGGGUCUUUAUUUUUAGAA
This is a messenger RNA of Cryptomeria japonica (Japanese cedar), 969 nucleotides long. Its product is annotated as dirigent protein 11. The record is from RefSeq and is a predicted model, not a curated record. The transcript has a single exon. Lineage: Eukaryota; Viridiplantae; Streptophyta; Pinopsida; Cupressales; Cupressaceae. The coding region runs from base 274 to 786 and encodes 170 amino acids.